Messenger RNA from Eurypyga helias (sunbittern), 1164 nucleotides. RefSeq names its product probable acyl-CoA dehydrogenase 6. Gene Ontology annotation, biological process: fatty acid beta-oxidation using acyl-CoA dehydrogenase. NCBI's taxonomy places the organism in Eukaryota, Metazoa, Chordata, Aves, Eurypygiformes, Eurypygidae. The record is from RefSeq and is a predicted model, not a curated record. Gene Ontology annotation, molecular function: acyl-CoA dehydrogenase activity; flavin adenine dinucleotide binding. The transcript is spliced from 9 exons. The annotation marks the transcript as partial.
GCAUUUCCCUGGGUGUUACCAGGUGAGCAUUACCAGAUGUUCUUACAAUCAAUCAAAAAGAUCAUCGACAAGGAGAUUAAUCCCUUUGUGGACAAGUGGGAAGAAGAAGGACAGUUCCCAGCACAUAAAGUAUUUAAAAUCCUGGGACAGGCUGGAUUCCUUGGUGUGGAUAAGCCAACAGAAUAUGGUGGCAUGGGCUUGGACUUCUCCUAUAGCAUUGCAGUGGCAGAAGAACUGGGAAAUAUUCGCUGUGGAGGUAUUCCUAUGGCUAUUGGAGUGCAAGCUGGAAUGGCAACUCCUGCUCUUACAAGGUUUGGAUCUGAUGAGUUGAAAAAACAGUUCCUCGUCCCAACCAUAGCUGGAGAUUUUGUAGCUUGCUUGGGAAUCAGUGAAGCUGGAGCUGGGUCGGAUGUCGCAAAUAUCAAGACGACAGCUGUGAGAAAAGGCAAUGAAUAUGUGAUAAAUGGUGGCAAGAUGUGGACUACGUCCGGGUGCCAAGCAGACUGGAUGUGCCUGCUGGCAAACACCAGUGAAGGACCUCCCCAUCAAAAUAAAUCUCUCAUAUGUCUGCCGAUGAAUCUACCUGGCAUUCACGUUGCUAAAAAAAUCGACAAACUGGGCAUGAGGUCAUCAGACACAGCUCAGAUAUUUUUUGAAGAUGUAAAGGUCCCUAGCAAAAACCUCAUCGGUGAGGAAGGAAAGGGGUUUACGUAUCAGAUGCUGCAGUUCCAAGAAGAGCGGCUGUGGGGAGUAGCCACUGUCCUGACACCGCUGGAAACUAUAAUACAAGAAACUAUUGACUACACUCGCCAGCGGAAGGUGUUUGACCAGUCCAUCCUGCACAACCAAACCGUGCAUUUCCGCCUGGCUGAGCUGGCAACCGAAGUGGAGCUCCUUCGCUCCCUGCUGUACCGCACCAUCGCUCUCUAUGUAGAAGGCAACGAUGUGACAAAACUUGCUUCCAUGGCUAAGCUGAAGGCGGGUCGUCUGGCCCGUGAAGUGACUGAUAGCUGUCUCCAGUUCUGGGGAGGAAUGGGAUUCACCAGCGAGGUUCUGGUGAGCAGGUUUUACAGAGACUUGCGAUUAAUGUCAAUAGGAGGUGGUACAGAUGAAACCAUGCUUUCCAUCAUAUGCAAAUACAUGGAAACACUUCCAAGCAAGUGA